Anopheles gambiae (African malaria mosquito) is the source of this 4972-nucleotide messenger RNA. Its product is annotated as myotubularin-related protein 9. NCBI's taxonomy places the organism in Eukaryota, Metazoa, Arthropoda, Insecta, Diptera, Culicidae. Gene Ontology annotation, biological process: negative regulation of autophagy. The transcript has 4 exons. The record is from RefSeq and is a predicted model, not a curated record. The coding region runs from base 299 to 2074 and encodes 591 amino acids.
UAAGCCCACCAGGUCGAAAUCUUGACACAAAAACAGAAUCAACAGCGCAAUCGAGACGAGUUUCGUAUACGUCACGUCGUCGGCGCGCUGUUGGUGGCUGGCCAUUGUACAUCUGGCAGGCUCUGAACAGCAUCGUCGCAGCUACGCAAACGCGCUCUUACCUGCUGUGGGUCAGGGCAGAAACCACGGAGAAGCAAUAGGAUUACUGCCAGCAGAUCGGUCCGUGUGUGUUUGAGUGCCCGCGCGAGCAAAACAACUCCUUCCGGGUGUUGGUGGAGCACGAUUACCAGCCGUACGGAUGGAGUUUGCAGAACUCAUACUGACGCCCAAGCUCGAUGGCGUGCUCUUGUACGAUCAGCUUAGCGAUCGACCCAUCGACGGAACGCUCUGCGUCACUGGCCACCAUUUGAUACUGAGCACCCGGAAGGAAGGGGCCCAAGAGCUGUGGCUGCUGCACCAAAACAUCGAUCUCGUCGAGCGGAAACCGAACAUCGUCAACAACGUCCUCGAGGGUGGCACCAUCAUACUGAAAUGCAAAGAUUUGCGCAUCAUUGCGUUGAAAAUUGCCUCCCCCCAGGAGUACUUCAACAUUUCCAACUCUAUCGAACAGCUGUCGAACCUGGAGGAAACACGCAUGCUGUACCCGUUCUUCUACAUCCCGAUGUACAACAUCCUCGAGGACGGACACUCGCUGUACCGGCCCGAGCAGGAGUUUGGCAAGCUGCUCGCGAACGGAGACGGCGAGUGGCGACUGACGACGGUGAACAGUACGUACCAGGUCUGUCCAACGUACGGCGCUCGGCUGGUGGUUGCCCGCUCCAUUACCGACGAACAGAUCGUGCAAUCGGCCGCCUUCCGCGAUGGCGGCCGGUUUCCGGUGCUCUCCUAUCGGCACGCGAACGGUGCGGCCAUGCUGCGCAGUGCCCAGCCGCUGGCAGCGCCGGGCGUUACGAAGCGUUGCCGGGCGGACGAAGCCAUCCUGAAUGCGGUGCUCGGUCGGAGCAAGAAGGGCUUCAUAUUCGACACGUGGGCGAAGGGCAAGAGCAGCACGACCGAGACGGAUCAGCACUACUCGCAGUGGAAAAAGGUGACGCGGCCGAUCGGGCAGUUCAGCUCCGUGUCGGCGUUGUUAGAUAGUUUUAUCAAAUUGAUGGAAGCGUGCAACGAUGUGCAGUGCAGCUCGGACAAGUGGCUGUCGCGACUGGAAAUGUCCGGCUGGCUCGGGUACGUGCUGAACGCGCUGAAUGCGGCCUGCGUGGUGGCGCAGUGUCUCGACCAGGAGGGCAGCCCCGUGCUGGUGCAUGGUGGGAAAGGUCUGGAUACUACGCUCGUAAUAACCUCGCUGGUACAAAUCAUCCUUAAUCCCGACAGCCGCACGAUAAGGGGACUGCAAGCGCUCAUCGAUCGGGAAUGGCUGCAGGGUGGCUACCCGUUUUCGACGCGCCACAAACACUCCUGCUACACGCCCACCAACCUGCGACGCAAAAGCUCGAGCGCCACGUUUCUGCUCUUUCUCGACUGCGUUUAUCAACUGUACGCUCAGUUUCCCUGCAGCUUCGAGUACGACCAUCGGCUGCUGGUGACCCUGUUCGAGCACAGCUACUUCAGCCAGUACGGUACGUUUUUGGGCGACUGCGAGCGUGACCGGGUGCAGCUGAAGGUAACUACGCGCACCACCAGCCUGUGGUCCCACCUUAACCGGCCGGAGGUGGUGAAAUCCCUGCUCAACCCGCUGUACGAGCCGAAUCCCGCCGUCAUAUGGCCGUCGGUCGCACCGCUCAGCAUUGUGCUGUGGUCCGAGCUGUACACGCGCUGGUCGAUCGAUCAGUCGCAGCUGAAGAUCAACUUCGGCCACAUUCACGCGCUGGUCAGCCGGGAAAAGGAUCUGCGCAGCAGGGUGGUAAAGUUACGCCGCCAGCUUGCCGAUCUGCAGCGCGAGUAUCAGAUCGUGCGCGGUGAGAAAAAUGGCAACAGUGACGAGCUGCUGCACGCCCGGCACGCGGAAAUGGACGACCCGGGAGACGACGGCGAUGAGGAAAGCGUUUCGUCCGACGCGUUGGGCUCUAGUAAGUAGAGUGCGGUAGGAUAGAACAGAAGGCCUUACUCGGCAGUGCACGAGAUAUAUGAUACGUUAGAACGUUUAGGUUGCUGCCGAGAGGCAGUUCGUACCUUUUCUUUAUUAACGGGGCCACUAUGCUAGUCUGCCUUUCUUUUUUUUUUGUAGUGGCGAAUCUGUUCAACAUCCUGUAUUGUGCACAUGUCUGCCCGAGGGCGAUCUCUUUUGUUUUGGAAGUAUGUUAUUACUGCCACAUCGUAGUGUAUGUGAUAUUUAAGCGCAUUUUAAACAAUUGUUUUAUAACGUUUGCCGUUACACAUGCCUCUCAUGUAAAGCGGAUCCAUUGCAGUUGUGACACCGCUAUUCGGCAAUCUAAUCGAAACUUAUGACACUUCAAACGUAUUGCAAUUCAUUUCUGGGAGACAUCCUUUCCCCUCAGUCAAGCGGAGUCCUCAGUUUGGAGUAGUUUUGUGAGUUUUUUGAGAAUGCAAAUGCAAUUAUUCGUUUGUAGGGUAUUUUUACGACGAUUUCGCGCCUUACCUGCUGGACCCCGGUGAAAAUCAAACAGUUAGUGAGGGUUAGUCCAAGCUUUAUCAAAUAUUUUACUCAAAGCGUUGCAUAAGGCUAUAACCUCUGUACCUGGUGCUAAAAGUCCCUCUAUUGCUAAACAUUGAUUUUAGUCAAGCUUAGUUAAGCUUAUUAAACAAUUUGGAAUGCAUUGCUCGCGACAGGCUUUAAAGCUUUUCGUUCGCUUAAGUGUACAGAUAACCUUGGCGGUACAUAUCGUGUAAUAUGGCCUGUCCUGCAAGGCUACUGCUGCUACGUGUGUAUUCUAUUUGUUCAACGAACAACGGGCAUGGAAUAAUUAAAGCAUAAAAAAAUGACUCAAAAAAGACAUUUUCUAUUACAAGAUACGUAGCAAUGGGUUGUUUAAACUUCCUCUUCGCUCUAUCUGGGCAUAAAACAAUCACUCAAAUUUCUGAUAAUGUUUUUGCUAUACGUCGUACACCGUAUUGUGUUCAAUGGUAGCAAUAAUUAUUGCUUAAUUGCUCCUUUUUGAAUAUAUUGAAUUUAUCAUUCAGUUUCCUCGUUCAUUCAUCCAAUUUUUUUUUAAACAGCCACCCAAAUUUCUGAUAAUGAUGUUGCUGUACGAUCCAGUUAAAUAAUUCAAAGUUUUUUGGAACUGAGCAGAUAGUUUUGCGUGUGCUCAUUAUAUCGCUUCUUUUUUAGCUACAUAUCUUUGACUCUUAUUGGAAACACGUGUUCCUUGUUGAGAAUGUCUUCUUCAGUGGAUUCACUCCCAACUCUCAUUCGCUUUCUUCGUUGGGGAUGUAUUGUUCAUAAUAUUUUGGCUCUAUGUCACGGUCGCCAUGUACUAUCCACCAUUUGGUAUAUGAUAUGUCCGAACUACUCGGACUAUUGCACACAGGUUCUAGUUUUAAGAUAUGUAUUUUGAAGUCAACUAAAGAGUGAGUGAGUGAUGGUUGCUAUGUAUUACCAUUGCAUUUUCGUUAUCCAUUAUCCCUGUGGUAACUGGGAUCCAACAGUAUAGAUUCAGGGUUAACAAAUGGAUAUCAUCGGCUAAUCGAGAGAAACUCGGACUCAGAACACUUAGCACUUCACUUAAUAUUUUUACGCUUUUAUUUGCUUAACGUUUGUGUCACAUGAGGUAUCGAUUUGGCGAUUCCAAUUGGAACUUGGCUUCCUCGUUCGGCGGAUCCCUAUUAAUACUGAAUGGUGUAGGAGGCUGUAGGAGGCUUAUCGUGCGCAUAGAAUUUCUCUUCUUCAAAACUACUCCAAAUCGUUGAAGCGUAGCGAUACAUAAUGUUUCGAUUAAGAAUUGUACUGCAUUUUAUACUUAAAAGCUGCCAUGCGUAUUGCUCUAUGAGUGCUUGUGUGUAUAGUAAAACAUAUAAAACAUCGUUGAAAGUGUGUAGCUCCAAGCAAAACAAACAAAAAAAAACAUUCUUUCGCGCUAUGUAUUUAUAAAUUUCAAAUCAACUCAGCGGACAUGUGCACAAUGUUCUUAUCAUAAGAUAAAAGAUAAAAAAAAGACAUGGUCAAUACUUACGAGAAUAAUGUAUUUGCAUAGGUAUGAUAGGUAGUUUAAGUAAGCUUGCUGUAUUAAAUCGAGAGCAAAAGAACAAGCAACAACAAAGGAAAAACAAUAAGAAACCGAUAUCCUUCAGCAGUGAUGUGUGGUUAGCAAUCGUGUUAGCACUCGUUGUCAAUUGUAAAAUGUGAGGAAAAUAGCAACAGAAAACGUAUCAUGAAACUCCUUGACUGCUACUGCGCGAUAGUUAACACAUCUGUUGCAGAUCUACUAGCUUGUCUUGUAGCUAGUCGACCAUUCGGGCUGUACACAUUCCUUUACCCUUUUAAUCAAAUCCCAAUUCAUUGGGCGUGGAUGGUAUCGAUGUGAAUCACUCUUAUAAUGUGUAAACCAUUGCAACAUGACAAAAUCAAAAUAAUUACCGAUAAGAAGAGCUUAGUCCGCACUAACAAAAAAAAAGGUCACACAUCACCACGGUCGUCCUGCGAAGCCACUUUUACUACUCUCACUCUACUAAAUGACGUCCUUUUUAAUAAAACGCUCGCCUUAUAUUCAUCUGCUGUGGAUUCAAAAUAAAAAAAAAAACAAAAGCGCAAAGAGGCAACGCAAAAGUUGUCGGAUGGAGUUUUAAAGCUGUAAGCAAAGGUAAAAUCGACUACCUAUACCCGGUUCCCCCUAUCUCCUGGUCGCCGUGUAGUACUCCUGACAAAGUCUCUCUCCGACCUCCCCGUGUUCUACCACAGGACAAUAGCAUUUUAAACGAACAGACAGACAGACAGACAGACAGACAGAGGCCUAUCGAAUCGGAAACCCAUACCAUUGAGCAUAAUGUAAUAAAAACAAAUGUUAAUUUUACUAUCAAA